AAUGUUUACAAUGCAUUACAUUUGUUGACAAACAUUAAACUGCAAWAACUUAUUGAACGACAACCCGAUUGGUGGCCACAAUAUGUCAUUAUUUCCCGCAUACGCCACCACAUCGACCACUAACAGUGACUAUAAACAGAUACCGAUAAAUAGCGGACAUAUUGAGACUAAAGCAGAUGAUGGACAACAACAACAACCCAAUUGGCUUUCGUUAAAAAGUUUUGAUGACAAACGAGUGGUUGAAUUGAAUAAAGAGAUCGUUGUGUCCGACGAUGUGGUCAUCGGUGGUCAAACAAAAAACGAUGAAAGAAAUCGUCACCGAAAGCAUAAGUCGUCGAAAAGAGACGAUUCAUCAAAGUUGAGAUCAGCUAAAGAAAGACAUGAAUCAUCUCUGUCUGUGAAGAAGUGGUCAAAGGGGUCGUCAAACAGUUUGGCGCAACAGUUGUCCGACAAGACCUUCAUUGAAGAGACGGGUCUUUCACUGGAAAACGCUUAUAGAUUUGACACAAAAGGAGAUAAAAAUAACUUAGCGUUUGAUUCGUUAUAUUACAAGAAGUGUGCAAACUAUGAGAAGAAGCGAACCAUUGAUACCACGAGAUUAAGGCAUAGAAAUAAUGACUCAAACAUUAGACACAAAAGUAAGAAAAUGCGAUAUUAUUCUCAAGAAAACCGAUCACUUCUUAAGAAGAAUUUAAAAGAUACGAUAGAUUUGUCUAAAGCUAUAAAUCCAAUUCUGGAACCGUUAGAGUUUAUUGCUGUCACUGAAAACCAAGCUUACAGACAGAUAUCAAAUGUUCAAUCAAAUCCUUUAGGUGUUUACGAUGUGAAAACUGCCUUAUGGUCUGAAGGAAAGGGAUCACUUGAUGACAUACCUUUACCAGAAACGACAAUAAAAUUUCAAUCAAUGAAUGACACUAACACUGAUAAGAAAGUUUCUAUUGGUCCGAAUUCAUGUCCAAAUCAGGAACAAUAUAUUUACGAUAAGACACAAGAAUUUAAUUCAUAUCUWAAGAAUAACGAAACAGAUGUGAAGAAAUGGCUGGAAUUUAUUGCAUUUCAAGACAAAAGUGUCGACAUUAGUGUAGAUAUUAGCACUAAUAGUGAUAAAAUUGAAGGCAAAUCCGUCGACAUAUACAUAGCUGAGAAAAAACUAAUUAUUUGUGAAAAAGCCUUAAGUUUUAAUCCAAAAUCAAUUGAUCUGUUGUUGUGUCGACUUGAGAUUGCGGCCGAUAUUUGGGAUUUCGAUAAAUUGGUUAAAGAAUGGAAACAUUUGGCUUUUGUUUAUCCAAACUCUAUGCAAAUGUGGAGAAAAUAUCUGUGUUUUACACAUCAAAAUAUAACACAUUUUAAAGCUUCAAAAACGAUUAAAGUCUAUGAAAAAUGUAUACAAAUGUUGUCGAAAAUGUCGGAAAAGACAUUCAUCAGUCAUAAACCUCCCGAAAAUUUAGAACAAGAGAUGGUAUCUAUUUUAUCGUCUUAUUGUCGAUUUUUGCUGCAUUUGGGACAAACAGAGAGAGCUGUCUCAACAUUUCAAGCAUUAAUUGAAUUUAAUUUAUUUACACCCAGUCUUCUUACGUAUGAUAUGUCACUUCAGGACUGGAAAACUUUAUUUGAACCGUUUUGGGACAGUGGGUGCCCACGGUUUGGUGAAAAUGAAGCAAUUGGUUGGUCACAAGUUUUGACUCUUAAAAAUGUUGUCAAUAAUCAAACAAAGAAUAAUGAUAUUCAAAACCUUAUCGAUGAAGAAGAGAAUAAAAUAAUUAACGAAAACAACAAAAGUGUGAUUUGGAUUAAGUUUGAAUUAUUACGACAAAAGUUUCAUUGGCUGCCGGCUCGUAAUGAUAGCGAUGUGGACGAUCCCGAAAGGAUUGUUUGCAGCGACGACAUCAUCGAUAUGUUGGUCCGAUUUCGUGAACAACAAUCAAAAUAUCUUUUAGUGAAAAUGUUUUUACAAUUUUUAUUAUCGAUUGAUUCAAAAACUAGUGAAAAUGUGAUUAAAAAUGAUGUGUACAUUGAGUUACCGAUAGACAUAUCCAACUUUGCCAUAGAAUUACCACUUUUGCCUAAUUUUUUUGGCAGUGAAGCUAUUAUACAAAGUAUUUUAAAGUCAAGUGUCGUCUUAUUUAACGGUCAAUACAAAUGUGAUUUAGUGUUACUUUGGAUUGAAUACGAAAUGAAUAAAAGUGACAAUAAAUUGAGUGCUAAACAGAUGAGAAAAUUUUUGAAAGAUUUUUUAAAAGAUGAUGUCUUCAGAAAUGAUCUCAACAUUUGGUCACAUUAUGUCUCAUUUGAGUACUCAUUAGCCGAUAAUAAGAGUGAACCGCGAAAACUAUUUCAUACGGCCAUUGAGUUUAUGAUUAAAUCUAAUCAAAACAGUGAACAACUCUUUAGAUUUGUUCGCAAAUACAUUGAACUCGAAUUAAACAUUACAUGUCUUUCCAAAAUGUCUUCAAAUCUAUCAAAAGAUAUUAUAAAAUAUGAUUCUGUUUGCGAAGAGUUUUGUCUCAACUCAUUAUUGUCCAUAAGUUGCGGACAAAUGUUAUCCAAAUCUACGCCAACUAUUAUACUGAAGGCUAUAAAUAGUUUAAGACUUAUCACAAAUCCAUCUCAUAAUCAUUUGUUUUGUUUGAUUUAUAUUUAUUACUUUACAAAAGGUGUUCAGCAAACAAUUGAUGUAAUAGAAGAAACUCUUGUUGUUAAACAAACAGUGAUUAAUGAUAAACAUUUAUAUAAUAUUUAUUUACAAUUAUUGUUAUUAAAUAUCCGACAAAAUUUUGGACAAUCGCUAAAACAGUUGCGUUCAGUGCUUAAUAGAGCUCUUGGUUUAUAUUCAACUGAUCCGCAAUUUUUAGGGCUUUUUGUUAACAUUGAGUUCAUGUCAAAUGUUUUUUGUCGAAUGAGACGCUUCUUCAACAAAACUUAUCAAUUGGUACGAAACGAAGGAAAUCGUGUCGAGAACUGGUAUUUAAUUGUUUACGCCAUUCACUCAGAAUUAAAACGACUUAAUCUAAACAAUGAAACAUAUACCGGUUAUGACACCAAAUCAGGUAUAAUAAAUAGGGUUAGACUGUUGUUUCAAAGGGCCAUCUCUAGUCAUCAGCUUAACAAUAGUGUAAUACUUUGGCGAUUAUAUAUUAAGUUUGAGCUUAUGUGCAAUAAUACACUGAAAGCAAAAGCCUUACUUUAUAGAGCUUUGCAAACAUGUAGUUAUAGUAAAAUUUUAUAUAUGGAUGGCAUUCAAUAUUUUGGAUCACAAUUACAGGAAUUAGUCGAUAUUAUGACCGAAAAAGAGCUGAGAAUUAGGUCUCCAUUAGAAGAAAUCGAUUUAUUGAUGAAUAGUUUGAAUUAGUUAUAUAAAUAUAAAUAU
Messenger RNA from Oppia nitens, 3367 nucleotides. Its product is annotated as nuclear exosome regulator NRDE2-like. The coding region runs from base 83 to 3349 and encodes 1088 amino acids. The transcript has 9 exons. NCBI's taxonomy places the organism in Eukaryota, Metazoa, Arthropoda, Arachnida, Sarcoptiformes, Oppiidae. Gene Ontology annotation, biological process: regulatory ncRNA-mediated post-transcriptional gene silencing; RNA processing; negative regulation of RNA catabolic process. Gene Ontology annotation, cellular component: catalytic step 2 spliceosome. The record is from RefSeq and is a predicted model, not a curated record. Gene Ontology annotation, molecular function: protein binding.